Messenger RNA from Solanum dulcamara, 1470 nucleotides. RefSeq lists its product as uncharacterized. Bases 143 to 1258 code for a protein of 371 amino acids. The transcript has 2 exons. Lineage: Eukaryota; Viridiplantae; Streptophyta; Magnoliopsida; Solanales; Solanaceae. The record is from RefSeq and is a predicted model, not a curated record.
ACUGCUUUUUCAACACACCAUCUUUCUUUCUUCAUCUCUCUCUCUUUUUCUCUCUCUCUAAAAACCCUAAUUUCAACUUCUUCUCUCAUGUAUUUGUAAAAUGACAAGAUCAGUUUGAAAGUGUGUAGAUGUAGAAAAAAAGAUGGAAGCUAAUGUAUGUGAUAUCAAUCACUUGGAUGCCGAUGUGCUUUUGCCUCCGCGUAAGCGGCUUCUUGCUGGAUUGAAGAAGCAGAAUUCCGAUGUUUACUCAUCUACCCCAUCCCCUCCAACUGUGGGUAGUCCUGGGUGUGAUUUUGAUAUGCGUCUUAAUAAUCUAUUGAAGUUUCAUUUUGGAGACUCUAAUCGAUCGAAUGAGGAUAUUGCUGAGGCCUCAAGAUUGGCAGCUCUAGAAGCUGUGAAGGCUGCAAAAGCGGCAAGAGCCAUUGCAGAAGAGAAGGCUGCGAAAGCAGCAAAGGCUGUGGCUGCUGCUAAGUGCGCUCUAGAAUUGGUUGCUACUCUCUCUGAUGAAGGAACCAGUAGGGAAAAACAUUUGAAGAGGAAUAAGAUGAAAAAGCAUGUUCCUGUUCAGAUGUUGUACAGUAAGAAUAAGAGAACUGAUAAUUGUAGAACAGAUGAAGAGUUAGCUCGGACAUUGCAUAGGGCCAUAAAUAGCUCUCCAAGAAUUUUGAAGAACUCAACCUCUGACUCGACAAAUCAAAAACACAAGAGGCUGAAGAGGUCUUCUCCUUCUGAAAAGACUAAGCUUCAGAAUGGAAGUACAUCCAUGGAAGGAAGCUGUCCUUCCACGAGUAAUGGGAAUGGUUUUACUAGAGAAAGAGAGUCAGAUAGGCCUAUCUCGGAGAAAGACCUUGUUAGAAUAGAUUUAAACACAAAAUUCAAUAAAUCUGACCACACAAAGAUGGAAAAUGGGGAAGCAUCACAAUCUAGUAAAGCUGACUCUGUAAAUACGGAUAACAAGGAAAGAGAAUCAAUUAUGUCAAAGGAAAAAUUUGGGGAUUCUGUAAAUGAUAGUUGCAGCAUUGGGAAAAAGAAAGGAAGGCUUAAGCAGAAAAAGUUGCCCCUCAGCAUUUGCAGCUUCAGGGAUCAAGCAAGUCCUAAAGAGGAUUUGAAAUCUAAGAGUUCAUUAUCAUUCAAUGAGAACAUCAGCAAAGGUACUACAAGUAAUAAUCCCAUGUUUCCGCUUGAGAGGACAAUGUGGAAGUGUCAAGCAUUCAAGGCACCUACAUGUGUUGAACAAAAUAAGGUGAUGCAGUCAUAGUCUUGGUAUUUUCGUUUCAAGAAGUGCGGCUACCAUAAUGGGACUUGUAGUCUGAGGUAGUGUCAUGUAUGUUUUCUUUCCUUCCUUUUCGAGUUAAGGCCUCUUCCGUUCAGUUUCAUUUUUCCUUGUUAUGGGCAUUGUAAUGUUUUGAACAUACCAUCGUGUAUAUUUUUGAUAUUUAAUUGCUUAGCUAUUCUGUAUUGCACAUGAAA